CUCCGGUGCUACCUUCUAUCUAUCCCAUUUCAAGUCCUCACCGAUUGGUUCCAUCCUCUCAGUUACUAGUUACAAAGAAUUCAUUUAUGGGCUAAUGACCUUGCGUUGCAAGGUCGGGUCUUGGAGCGGAGAAACGCACCUAGUAUGGCACAGGUCAGGUUCUCAAUCAGAAGGUCAUUGAUGUACCAUUAUGGCUCUGGGUCAUCUUGAGAGUUUUCAUUCCUCCGAAUUGGGUGUUCAUUUGGUCUUGAACUCGCAAAGUAAAGCGGGAAAUAUGCCAGAGACAAAAGCGCAACCAAGGCUAAAUGACAUUGGAUCAAAUUUCAUUUAGUUUGAGGCUCCGCUUCCCUUACCCCCACAGGAACGAGCACCGAGACCAGCCUCGUUUCUCCUCCGGAAACAUCGAAGUGCGCAAACAUGAUGUCCCAGCCUCCACCUGUUCGGCACUGGCCUGGUGGAAUUCCACCAUCAAUUCGAAUCCAGCCGGAUGGCGAGCGAUCUGAGGAUGCUGAGAUCGAAGACAGUAGGGGAUGGUUGCUAUUUGUGAAGGAAGAAUGGAGGACGCGUGACGACACUGGCAUUCCGGCAGACGAUAUGGAGUAUGAGCUGCGACAACGACGACUCCUGAUCGAGAGAUGGGCAUCUGCCGAGCAGAGCUUCCGCGAUUCUUAUCAUUCUCGGGCGCCUUUUCCAGAGUCACCGAUCGACUAUCCUCAACACGCUCUGGACCGAAUCACGGACACAAAGCAGCGCGCGGGUCAAGUCUACUGCUUGGCGCCUGUCACGAAGGAUCACCCGAGAAACCACACACGGUGGCUCAAAAUCCAAAUUAUGCUCUACAACCUGGAUGGUGAGUACGGUCAUAUAAUGUAUCCGAACGACGAUGUAGUCGUUGCCGAGCAAAACCCUGCCAUCGCGCGCCCCGAUGGUCUCCACAAAACCGAUUUCAUGUCAUGGAAAUACCUUGAAACAGCAGACUUUCAAGCUCUGACCAUGACAAGGUUUGGAAUGGUACGGUUUCUAAGAGGUCGCUGGGCCCAAUUCGUUGUUGAUCAGGAGGGCCUGGAGACUGGUCUUUUGUCACUGGUAGAUUUCUUGCCCAAUGGACAAAUCGAGAUAGAGAUGCUUCGUCGACCAUUUAACCUGAUUGGUGUCAUGCGUUUUAUGUAUGGACUCGGUUGGAAUGUUAGCAGGUUGAAGUUUGAAAAUACUGGAGGUUAUGACUGGGCCAAUGAACCAAUGGAAAUGGAUGAUCCGAUCCUUGAUAUCCUUGAGACUGCACUUGACCUGUCUGAGAUGGUUGAUAUGGACGGUGAUCGGAAUCAAUUCGCAGAGGAUAUCGAGCUUUAUGCUCCGGGAUAUCUUGAUAUGGAGGCAGCGGGUCGCGCGGAGGCUUAUAAUGUCGCCUGGCUACGUGAUGGAGAAGAAGCGGCUGAAAUCUACAAUGCACGCCAUUGAGAAAAGCUUCCAAUCGGGUUUAAUGUAAAGAGUGUAAUUCCACCAGCACGGCACCGUUUGUGAUGUCUCAUAUAUCAGCUGCUCGGAAUCCAUUAUCAACGAGAUGGUAGACUAUAUCAAGCUUUGUGCUUUGUUUUAUCCUUCA
Messenger RNA from Penicillium brasilianum, 1603 nucleotides. The record is from the annotation of a GenBank genome assembly. Lineage: Eukaryota; Fungi; Ascomycota; Eurotiomycetes; Eurotiales; Aspergillaceae.